GUCAACAUCUUUCUGCUUUAUUCUUCAACAUGAACGACGUUUCAAGAGAAUAUUUCUGGGGUUGUGUGCUCAACAAAGAAAAUCCUAAAGUAACGUGGACGUUUGAAGAGGAAGAGGAGGAUACAGAUUUUCUUAUUCACACACUAUUUUUGAAACAGGCAGUACUUGGACAAGCAGCGGUGCAGGAUGAAAGAAAUAUAGUAUCUGUACAGACAAAAAACUUUGACAACGAACAAAUCAAACAUCCUGUAGUUUCUUUAACACUGGGCAGAAAUGAUAUGUGGAAUUUAGAUUUAAGUUUUGGACAUGAAAAUCCAGUUGUAUUUGAACUAGUUGAAGGCACUGGUCCAGUUCAUCUGACAGCUCAACAAUUAGUAGAAAUGCCAGAUGAAGGGAACUUGAGUCAGGAUGAAUCAUGUACGGAGACUGAGGAAGACGAAGAACUGGUGGAGGAGGAGGAGGAACCAAUGAAGACAAAAAAGAGAAAAGCUUCGUCGACCAAAGCACCAGUAAAAUCCAAGAAAGGAAAAAUGGAGGUGAGUAAGGAGUUUGAAUGCAUCGUAUUAAUCAAGAAACUAAAGGAAGAAGACAUGGAAGAUGACGAUGAUGAAGAUGAAGAGGAUGAUGACGAUGAUGAAGAGGAAGAGGAAGAAAGUGAGGAAGAAAGUAGUCCAGAAAAAGUCAGCAAGAAGAAAAAGAAGGCUAAGGAGACAACUAAGGCUAGUUCACGCAAAGGAAAGGUGACCAAGGCUUCCCCUGUCAGAGGAAAGACCAAGAAAUCCAGGAAGGCUUAAAUUGUUUCCGACAUCGAGGACGUGCUGGAUUUCACCGAUAAUGUUGACAAGUGUCCGUAAACAU
Molecule: messenger RNA, 858 nt
Organism: Ylistrum balloti
Lineage: Eukaryota; Metazoa; Mollusca; Bivalvia; Pectinida; Pectinidae
Product: nucleoplasmin-like protein ANO39
Exons: 10
Coding region: 30-794 (254 amino acids)
Biological process (GO): chromatin remodeling
Cellular component (GO): nucleolus; cytoplasm; nucleoplasm
Molecular function (GO): chromatin binding; RNA binding; histone binding
Source: RefSeq, a predicted model, not a curated record